AUGACCAACAACACUAUCAAUGAAGUAUCAUCCACGGCUUGUGUCAAUGCAUCUGCUGGAUCAACGUCGCAGACUGUGACACCAACCACCAGUCCAACAUUAAAGGGCAAUUCCAUGUCGCCAGAAAUCCAAAGGGAGCUGUCACUAAAGAGUUUGGAACUGCGCAGAAAGGACGAUGAAAUCAACCAUCUCAAGAAUGUGAUCGACCUAUUGCAACAGCAAUAUGCCCAAGAGCUCUCCAUCUGCUGUCAAUACUCUGACUCUUUGGCCAAACUUCAGAAAGAGUUACAGACCCUAAGAGGUGAGAACAUGUCUAAAGAGGAGCAGUACAAGAAGCAGAUUGGAGAUCUUCAACAGAAGCUUUACACCUCUGUCAAGAUAUGA
Molecule: messenger RNA, 384 nt
Organism: Acytostelium subglobosum LB1
Lineage: Eukaryota; Evosea; Eumycetozoa; Acytosteliales; Acytosteliaceae
Exons: 2
Coding region: 1-384 (127 amino acids)
Source: RefSeq, a predicted model, not a curated record